Asparagus officinalis (garden asparagus) is the source of this 360-nucleotide messenger RNA. RefSeq names its product glutathione S-transferase Z1-like. Gene Ontology annotation, biological process: glutathione metabolic process; L-phenylalanine catabolic process. The record is from RefSeq and is a predicted model, not a curated record. Gene Ontology annotation, molecular function: maleylacetoacetate isomerase activity; glutathione transferase activity. NCBI's taxonomy places the organism in Eukaryota, Viridiplantae, Streptophyta, Magnoliopsida, Asparagales, Asparagaceae. The coding region runs from base 1 to 360 and encodes 119 amino acids. The transcript has 4 exons.
AUGGUUGGUGGAACAGUGUUUUGGAUUGAUGGAAUAGUGUUUUGGGUUGGUGGAACAAUGAAGUUUGGUGGGUCAAAAUACAAUUUGUAUUUCUCAUUCAAAGUCGCAUCGAUUGAAAAUCUGUUGAAGAGCUCUUCAUGGAGUUAUGCAACAGGAGAUGAAGCCCAACUUAUAUAUAAUGGUUCUAAUGAGCAGGCUGAUGUUUUCUUGGCUCCCCAGAUCCUUAAAGCAACAAAAAGAUUUCAAAUUGAUAUGUCUCCUUUCCCCACCCUCGUGAGACUGAAUGAAGUAUAUUCUGAGCUUUCAGCGUUCCAGUCAGCUCUUCCUGAAAGGCAGCCGGAUGCUCACGCCUCCUCAUAA